Messenger RNA from Phasianus colchicus (ring-necked pheasant), 550 nucleotides. It is a transcript of the gene NDUFB7, whose product is annotated as NADH:ubiquinone oxidoreductase subunit B7. Lineage: Eukaryota; Metazoa; Chordata; Aves; Galliformes; Phasianidae. Gene Ontology annotation, cellular component: respiratory chain complex I; mitochondrion. The record is from RefSeq and is a predicted model, not a curated record.
UUCCUGUUCCGGCGCAGCUCAGUUCCGGUUCCGGUGCGGUGCCCCGGUGACCGCCGGUGCUAUGGGCGCUCACCUGGCGCGGCGCUAUGGGGGGGGGGCGGACACGGAGCCGGACCCGCUGGCGAUGCCCACGUUCCCCGUCGACCUGGGGCUGCCCGAGCGGGAACCGCGCACCAUGGUGGCCACAGCUCAGCAGUUGUCGGACGGCCGCGUCCCGUUGGCACAGCGUGAUUUCUGUGCCCACCACCUCCUGCGCCUGAUGCGCUGCCGCCGUGACGCCUUCCCCAGCCUAUGGCAGUGCCAACACCUGAGGCACCAAUGGGACAGCUGCGAGCACCAAGAUUAUGUGAUGCGCAUGAAGGAAUUUGAGCGUGAGCGGCGGCUGCUGCAGCGCCAGAAGCGGAUCCGGGAGCGGGAGGCGGCAGUGGCUGCAGAGUGACACCCGUGGGGACCCCCACCCAUGGGACACCCACCCUCUGGGUAAUGCUGGGCACGGAAUAAAGCUCCAAACGUGACCCCGUGUCCUUGGGGACAGUGACACACACACACA